Molecule: messenger RNA, 792 nt
Organism: Penicillium cataractarum
Lineage: Eukaryota; Fungi; Ascomycota; Eurotiomycetes; Eurotiales; Aspergillaceae
Exons: 1
Coding region: 1-792 (263 amino acids)
Source: RefSeq, a predicted model, not a curated record
AUGGACACUACGAACCAUAGGCUUCUGCCCCCACUGGUGUCAUUCAGACUUUACGAAAGGCGUCGCCAGUACCGCGAGUUCGAGACUUUUGAUAAAACAAUGUCGCUGAUCGAAUACCUCGUCACCACCGACCCGCUAUUGUCAACCACUCUCAUUGACUGGCCUCCACGUCCAAUAGAGACAACUUGUCCAGCGCUCACGCACCAGCUCAUUAGCAUCGUCCCCGAGUUACGUUCCACUCUGAGAUCCCACGGAUUCCCCGACUCACUCAUGAAGACUGCAUGCCUCGUGUCCCAGUGCAUCGACCCACAGAAUCAUGACCCGACGGAAUACACCCCUCAAAAGCUCAUCCGUAUCCAUCUCGAUAGCUACAACUACCUCCCAGUUCAGCUUGAUACCUGCAGAGAUGCCAUCUGGAACAUGCUUCAAAGCCUUGGGCACAAGGACGUCCACAUCGAACUUAGCUACGGUUCAAGCUCCACCAAUGUCAAUCUCUCCAGUGAGCCAAAUUCUCAAAUGCCCAAGGUGAAUUUGGCGAUUGAGCUGGCUCGUCUGGAAGUCCUUGAAAUCCUUGAAGAGUACUUCCCGGGUAAGUUGUCUGGUUUGGUUCCAUACCUUACUCGUCAGUAUGGACUACCCGUCCCCACGGUCGUCGUGGCAGUCCAACCUUCCAGUCAUGCCAAUUGGCUCAAGUUGAGACAGCUGAUCCUGCGAGAACUUCAGAAGUACACCAAGAUGUUUUUGGAGGUUGAAUUUUACGGAUAUCAUAUGGUGGUGGGGGAGGAGGUGUGA